AUGGCAAAUACGGCUACUAUUCUCAAAUUUGAGGAUGUGCAGCCGUUUGUUCCAUCAUUAGACGAAAUAGAAUCUGAUUUUGCAAGAAAUUAUGCAAAAGAUCGAAUUUUAAAGAACUACCAGAAUUAUGUAAAGCAAAUAAAUAAUAACUACAACGACUUAAUUGGUGUGUGGCCUGAAGCACAACCUAUUAAUUUGUUUUUCGGGCUCAUUGACUCAGCAGAUAUCGCUCAACUUAAGGAAAAUUUGGCAAACAACUACCAAUAUAAAGAAAAAAUCCUUGCGGAAACAGAAAAGAAACUACAAGAAAUAGGAAGAUUAGACAAUUCUUCGUCAAAUUCAACGUUACUUUUACAAGAAGAUCAACAAAUAGAUGAUAUAAUAUCUGGAUGGGCACCAGAAACUAGAGAAAAGUUUAUUUCUCUCUAUACCGAUUUUUGGAAUGACGUAUCAAACGAAGAAUUUGCAAGGAAAGUCGGAUACUCAGUAGAUAUAUGCAAAAAGCUUGUUGAAAGAUUAUCUAAAGAUGGCGAGCUUAAUAAAGAAAAACCAAAGAAAAUUGACAAAAAAGAAUCAAAAUACGUAAAAAUUUCACCGAUAACAGGUAUAACAUUCAUCAGGAAUGGAAAGAAAUAUAGGAUUGGUAAAGGACUUACUGAUCCUAACGAUAAUCCUCUCAAUCCUUUACAUGGAGUACCAGAUCCUCUUACAGAAAAAGAAAUGUGUUUCCCAAUGAUAUGUCCGCAGUUUUAUGUGCUUGAUAGAUCAACUUGGGCUAAGAUGAUUUCAGAAAAACACGAACAUCCUUAUUUAAGAACUCACAUGGGCACAAAACGUGAUUUAAUACCAUUAACUAUUGAUAACUUCAAUGAGUAUAAGGACAAAAUUAGAAAUAUUGACCUUGAAAAAUAUGGAUUGAAAUAA
Trichomonas vaginalis G3 is the source of this 924-nucleotide messenger RNA. RefSeq lists its product as uncharacterized. The transcript has a single exon. NCBI's taxonomy places the organism in Eukaryota, Parabasalia, Trichomonadida, Trichomonadidae. Bases 1 to 924 code for a protein of 307 amino acids. The record is from RefSeq and is a predicted model, not a curated record.